This is a messenger RNA of Camellia sinensis, 1479 nucleotides long. Lineage: Eukaryota; Viridiplantae; Streptophyta; Magnoliopsida; Ericales; Theaceae. The record is from RefSeq and is a predicted model, not a curated record.
GUUCUUCUUGGAUAUUUCUGGGUCAUGUGGAUAUAGUAUUGCACAACAGGCUGCUCUUUUCCACAGUAUCAAGUCAUUGUUCAUGAACAAACCGCUGAUUAUAGUUUGCAAUAAAACCGAUUUGCAGCCGUUAGAUGGCAUAUCUGAAGAAGACAUGAAGUUGGUCAUGGAGAUGAAAUCUGAAGCUAUGAAGACUGUGAUAGGUCAAGGUGGGGAUUCUACAAAUGAUGAGGAGGUACUCUUGACCAUGAGCACUUUGACUGAAGAUGGAGUAAUUGCAGUAAAGAAUGUGGCUUGUGAGAGGUUAUUAAAUCAAAGAGUGGAAUUGAAAAUGAAGUCUAAAAAGAUAAGUGAUUGUUUGAAUCGCUUUCAUGUUGCAAUGCCAAAGCCACGCGAUCAGAAAGAAAGGCCACCUUGUAUACCUCAGGCAGUCUUGGAAGCUAAGGCUAAGAAAGAAGUGGAUCAGGAGAAGAGGAAGCUCGAGAGGGAUUUGGAGAACGAGAAUGGUGGAGCAGGUGUAUAUUCUGCUAGCUUGAGGAAACAUUAUGUUUUAGCAAAUGAUGAAUGGAAAGAAGACAUAAUGCCAGAAAUUCUUGAUGGGCACAAUGUAUAUGAUUUCGUUGAUCCCGAUAUCUUGCAAAGGCUCGAGGAGUUGGAGCAGGAAGAAGGUCUUCGUCAGGAUCAGGAUGAAGGUGAGGAUGUGGAUAUGGAUGGCACCGAACUGACCCCAGAAGAACAAGAAGCGCUGGCUGAGAUUCGUAAAAAGAAAAGUUUGCUUAUUCAACAGCAUAGGAUCAAGAAAAGCACUGCAGAGAGCAGACCAAUGGUACCAAGGAAAUUUGACAAAGACAAGAAGUUCACAUCAAUGAGAAUGGGAAGGCAGGUAUCAUCUUUGGGGCUUGAUCCGACUCUUGCAAUUAACCAAGCUCGUAGCCAGUCAAGGGGACGUAAGAGGGAGAGAUCUCUUGACCGUGGAAAUAAUGAUGGUGGUGAUGCCAUGGAUGCCGAACAACCUAACAAGAAGCUUCGGACCUUGUCUAGAUCCCGGAAGUUUCACGACUCCUUUCACUACUCCGGCACCGCCUGCACCGAGUUUCACAAAGGUCAGUGUGUCAAGGGCGACUCGUGCGAGUUCGCUCACGGCGUAUUGGAGUACUGGUUCCACCCUGCUCACUAUCGUACGCAGCCUUGUAAGGACGGUACGCAGUGUCGCCGCCGAGUCUGUCUCGCCACCCAUGUCGCCGAACUCGGUGAGUGAACUCGCUGCUUCUAUGAGGAGUAUGCAGAUUGGGAAGGUGAAUAUAAACAUGAGUCAGCCUGCUUUUGGUUUUCAAAUGCUGGGUUUUGCUCGCCCCGAGGUAGUGAAGAAGAGUGAAGGUAUGUGUAGAGAAUUUUAGCGGACUAGGUUGAGGUCCGGCGGGCGGCUAAGGUGAGGUUGCCGCCCGCCGGGGAAGCAAAAAAUAUUAGGUUCUAAACCUG